CUUAUUUCACUAAAAGUUGUUUAACAGGUAUCUGUUUUCUUUGCAGGAAAUUGCAGAAAUAUUUUUUUCCUAACUCCUAGAAUUUCUUAAAGGCUUAAUUGCAGAAUCAUGAAGUUGGAGACUCCAGAAAGUUUUGAAGAUGUUGCUGUCAAAUUUUCAGGAGAGGAGUGGAAGAUGCUAAGUAAACAGCAAAAGGAGCUACACAUGGAAGUUAUGGAACAGAACUAUGAAAACAUGAUUUCCAUAGGGUACAACAUCCCGGUGGAACAUCUUUCGUUGCUUUUUAAUAAAGAUGAUAAAGUUCCAUCCAACAGCAAUGAAGGAGGAACAAGGGUGCAACAAAGCCAGUUUCCUGACAGCUGUAUCAGCAUCAAAAGGAACAAGCAUUUCCUUGAAAUCCAGAGUCUGCCGAUAUCAUUUGGAAAACACCAGGAUUUUGAAGAUGACAAAGCUCUCCAAGAUACGAUGUCCAUCACAAUGCCAUAUCUGAUGCAGGCUGAAACUGGACACAUUAAAUGUCUGGAAAGUGAUGUUGGGGCUAUGCAGCAAACUGAAUUUGAAAUGCAUCUGGAAACUAAUGCAGAAAAAAACAAGUGCAAAUGGCUUAAUGACAGCAACAUCUCAUUCCUUGGUAGUAGCAGUGUAACUGCUCAUGUAGGUCAUGGUGAGCAAGGACAAAAUAACACACUGACAACACAUAAGCAGAUAUCUAGCAGAGAGAAAUUUUAUGAAUGUACCACUUGUGGCAAGACUUUUACACAUGCAAAAAGAUUAGCAAUACAUGAGAGUAUUCAUACUGGUCAUGAGUCUGUAAUGGGUAAACAGUUAGUCCACCUAGGACAACAGUUGUGCAAAUAUGACACAUGUGACAAGGAUCUUACAGAUAAGCAUGUUGCAGGAAAUAAUAGGAGUGCAAACAUUGGACAGACUUCCUAUAAACGCACCCCAGGAAGUAAGGGUUUUAGACGUAAACGUGCUACAUAUAGACGUCAGAAUAUUUACACUGAGCAGAAACCCUAUAACUGUACCACAUGUGAUAAGAGUUUUAGAUAUAAAAGUACUAUGUUACUUCAUCAGCGUAUCCACAGUGGACAGAGACCCUACAAGUGCACAAUGUGUGAUAAGAGUUUUAUACAGAAGAGUCACUUAGUAACACAUCAGAGUGUCCAUACAGGGCAGAAAACCUAUAAAUGCACCAUGUGUGAUAAGAGUUUUAGACACAAAAGUAGUGUGGUAACACAUCAAAUUAUCCACACUGGGCAAAAGCCAUAUAGAUGUACUACAUGUGACAAGAGUUUUAGGCACAAAUGCAGUAUGGUAAAGCAUCAGAGUAUCCACACUGGGGAGCGACCCUAUAAAUGCACUAUGUGUGAUAAGAGUUUUAGAUGCAAAAUUAAUAUGGUAACACAUCAGUAUAUCCACACUGGGAAAAAUCCAUAUAAAUGCACCAUGUGUGACAAGAGUUUUAGGCUGAAAGGCAGUAUAGUAAGACAUCAGAAUAGUCACCCUGGGCAACAGCCAUAUAAUUGCUCCUUGUGUGAUAAGCGUUUUGCACAAAAGAGUCAGAUUAUAAGACAUCAGUACACCCACAGUGGUCAGAAACCCUAUAAAUGCACCAUGUGUGACAAGAGUUUUAUAUAUGAAAGUGUUAUGAUACGACAUCAGAACAUCCACACAGGACAGAGACCCUUUGAAUGUAUCCAGUGUGAGAAGAGCUUUAGCUACAAAAGCAGUAUGGUGAAACAUCAAAAAAUUCACACUGGGCAUAAACCCUAUAAAUGCUCAAUGUGUGAGAAGAGUUUCAUGGAGAAGAGUCAAAUGGUAUGCCACCAAAGUAUCCACACUGGGGAGAAACCGUAUCAGUGCACCAUGUGCGACAAGAGUUUUAGACAAAAAUAUGAUUUGAUAAAACAUCAGCUUAUUCAUUCUGGGCAAAAACCUUAUAAAUGCACUAUUUGUGACAAAAGUUUUAGACACAAAAACAGUAUGCUAAGACAUCAGAAUAUCCACACCAGGUAGGUGCUUGGAAGUACACUCUUAGCACGCAUUGAAGAUGGAAACAAAACUGAUUUCAUGGGCUUUAAUUAAGCCCUAACUUAAGAAAAGGGCCAUUCUGUCAUAGCUUUUAAAAAACCUUAACAUGGAGAAAUGCAAAGGAAAAAAACCCUAUAAAUGCACAAAAACUGCUAUAUAUGUCAUGGAGAAAAAUAAAAAGAAGAGCUUGGUGCACUUUUCCCCUGAAUAAAAAAAAGUGCCCAACCCUGGCAAAGUCACUCGGGUCAUGGCUGGUAUAAAAAAAUAGUGCAAAGCCCUCUAAGUGCGACAACAAUCUCAUCUAAGAAAUGCCCCUGUGACAACAGAAAAUUAUAGUCCACAAAAUAGUAAAAAAAAAGUUGGUAAGCCAGGCAACAGGUAUGCAAACAGUAAAACAGAUACUUGAGAACAAAAAGCAAAUCAUGCUUUAUUUUUUGCAACAAACCCAACAUUUCCCAAAGUGGUUACAGUGUAAGAAUAAGGGAGAAAAAAAAUUAUUGAAAUAGUCAAACAGUCAUCAAGUUUAGGUCAUUCAUUGAGCAAAUAAAAACAAAACAUUAUGUAGAUAAGAAAAGAUCAACUAAAUUAGAAAAAAGGUGCAAAAAAGGAAGUACAAGACCACAUGUAUUUGCAGCCUUAAAAGAGGAAUGAACUCGAGAGAAGAAGCGAGACCUAAUAUGGUGCAGCUCAUAUGCAGAAAAGCAAUCAGUGUAAACUAGUAAUUGUACAGCAAAGUCAAAAAUAUUCGGAGAUACUUAUAGGUAAAAACAUCCAGACAUGGCAAAUGUUCCAAAAGAGAAAACAGUAGCACAGAAGUCGAAUGUAGUGACAAAUGAGCAGUUUAAUACAGAAAUGGAGGAAAUUGAAAAUGAAGAGAGAGAUCAUUUAGAAAGUGAAAGAUGUGAAUAGGAAUCCAAGAAAUAAAUGCUACUUCAAAGUGGUGGUUUAUUAAAACAGGUACAGUUUGAAGAAGUGAUGGAGGAAGUAAAGCAGUAUAUCAGAAGAGAAAAUCACUUGCUAAUUCUGUUAAAUGUUGAAACUAAUAAAGAUGUUUCUCAAAACAGAAUUUCAGGAAAUUUCAUCACAGAAUCAUUCAAAAAUCAAGAUAUGUCUAUGCAGAGGUAGAAAGAACAGAAAACAAACUGUAUAUGAAACUCAUUACCAUGUAGAAAAUAAUUUAUAGGGAGACCCGCUGGAUUUGAUAGAAAUGGAUACAUAUGACAAUAUAUUUGAAAGAUAUAGGCUACUAAAAAUAAAGACACGGAUUGCUAAAAAAUUAAUAAACCAAAUUAAUACAGUAAUUGGAAAUAUAAAGAAAGAUCCACGUGAUACAACAAUAAUUAACACAAUACAUUACUGUGCAGUAAAACUAAUAACAUAGAAAGUAUUACCAAGAAAGCAUAAAUUAAUAAAGGAAAAUAAAGGAGCAUAUAGAUCACCAACACAGAAACUUUGGUUAGAAACAACAGUAAAACAGUUAAGGAAUGAAAUAACUUUCUCAAAAGAAUAUAGAAAAGGAAGUAGGCUUAAAACAAAGGAGCUAAAACAAAAGCAUAUCAAAACAAAUCAAGGUAUGAGUUAUACCUUUUCUAACAAAUUAGAAAUAUGUACACAGAGUAAAAAACUAAGACUUUAUAUUAAAAUAUAUAAAGAAAUUAUAUAAAACAGUUUAGGGAUGACCCAAAGAAGUUCUAAAGGGAAGUAAGAAAGAAAACAGCUAAGACACCAACAAGAACAGCAGCAAUUAAUAAAUCCUGGAGAAAUAUCUAUAAGGGCCUGGUUAAACGUAAGGAAAUCUGAUUGAAUAACAGAAGUAAAAGAAUAAAUAAGAAAUUCUAAUGUGGCUGAUAAGGAUUGGAAUGAGGCAGGUACUACAGAAAGAGAGAAAGUUAAGAAAGGCUUCCAACUGAGAAAUUACAGGUCCAGAUGCUGUAUCCAUCUUUUGUUUAAGAGUAUGAACAUUUCUGCACCAGGAUUUAGCCUUGAUUAAAAAAUACCUAUAUGUACAGCCUGAAGUUACAUUGCCCUAACUAGUAGUGAGGAAAACCAUUCUCAUACUUAAAACUGAACCUGCAAGCUAUCCUAAGAUCUAUUGACAACAGCCUGUCUCCCAACAAUGUAAAAGCUAGAGACAGGAAUUUAUGCAGAAUAUAAAAAUUCAGUCACGGAUGUAAAACAUUAGGUGAAUAAAAGGAAAGCAUAAAUAACUAAGAAUAAUAUUUUGCUAAGUAAAGCUGUAAUGGAGUCCUGUAAAAAGAAGAGGAAUUUCAGUAUGCUUUGGAUAGAUUACAAAAGAAGUAUUUGAUAGUAUUUUGUCUUCCUGUAUUAUGGAAUGUUCAAAAAUGUACAAGAUCCAUCACACAUUUAUACAUGUUUUUGUAGUUACUAUGAAAUUUGGCAAACCACUUUGUAAAUGAACCAGAAAAAAGGACAAAUUACUAUCUAGGGUGUGAGAAUCCAGCAUGGGAUAUUCAGGUGAUUGUUUAUUACUAUUACUGUUUUGCAUUGCCCUCAAUGCAUUAAGUGGUUUAUUUAACUGCCUAGGUCAUGAAUUCAGUUUGGCCAUAAGAAAAUUAUCCUGUCAAAAGAUAUCCACCUACAUUUUGUGGAUGGUCAAAAAUUAUACAUUUCAUGGGAUAAACACCUGAAAGAAAUGUUAUAAGUUAUUGAAACCUUUUCAGAUGGCAUAAGUGUGUCAUUUUGGUCUCAACAAAUGUUCAAAAGCAACAUUGAAAUGAUGAAAAUGAAAGAACUGACAUGUAAAACUCGAGGAGGAAUAUGAAUUGGAAUGAGGGAGUAUAUAAAUAUCUGUCAAAAGAUGAAGGGGCAGCAAUACAGAAUGAAGAAUUGACAGAACUCAGUAAAGAAUAUUCUAGAAGACAAAUACUGAAAAUUGCUUUAACAUCUAGAAAUAAAGUUCAAGCCAGAAAUUAACUUGCACUUCAUGUUUGAAUUUCAUAGGCACUUUCUAGGCUGUUGAUCUGUGAGGGUGUUAAGAAGCCUAGCCGUACAUUUCAGUGGUAGUUUCUUAGUCCUUAGAGAGAUCAGCUGGCCUCAGAGAUUUGGAUAAGUUUGAUAGGAAAGCAAUAAAAAUGUUUCAUGCUCAUGAAAUGAUAUAUAAAAAGAGUGUUUGCCAAGAUUUUAUAUCACUCAGUUUGAAGGAGGCAUGGGCCUCCAUGAAACUGACCACACGUCUAGGUCAGUGAUUGUGGGAUUGCGUACAUAGUUAUUGGCAUCAUGUGAUCUGUAUUUAGUGUGCAUUUUAAAACAUGAAGAAAGUAGGUCUAAAAUGACAUCUUUUCUUAGGUUAGCAGAAGCCUUUAGGAAAGAAUCAGGCAUGGAAAUGAAACUAGAAGUGGACAAAAACGGGUAGCAAACAAAAGUGCAAAAAAAGGAAAAGAAAGGAUGCAAAUAACAAGAUCAGUAAAACAGAAAAAUUAUGUGGAAAACCUGCAAUUAUAUUAGGAAGUGCAAAGAUCUACUGGAACAACACGUUGACCAAGACUUGAUACGGGUGGCUCAGGUGAGGUGAAUUUAAACAAAAAGAUGAAAGAUUAAUAUUCACAGUUCAAAAUAGCAGACUAUGUGCUCAGUAGUUCACAAAAUCAUAGAAAAGGGAGGAGAUACAGACAAAUAUGUUAUUCAGUACAGAACUAGCAACAGUUACACAUCUUGUUGCAGGCUGUGAUACACUAAUGGCUGAAGGUUUGUAUACUGAAAGAAAUUACAAUGUGACAAAGCUGUUGCACUGGAUACAGUGUAAAUAUUACAAUGAUAAUCUAAAAGCAGCUAAGAGACAUUGGAAACUUAACCACAAAGCAUUAUUGGAAAUGAUGAAGUGGUGAUCAUGUGCGAUCAUCCCAUACCAGUAGCUAAGAAUGUAGCAGUGAGCAAACCAGUUACUGUAGUUCAAGAGAUAAAGACAAAAGCAGUAUUGAUUAUUGAAAUUGUUGCACCCAACAACUAUAAAGUCUUAUGAACUGAAGGACACACAUUUGUAAAAUAUUAGGAUAUGCAAGCAGAAACUAGAGCAAUGUGCAAAACGUGAACAAAAAUAGUUCCAGCUGGAGUAGGUGCAAUUAGACUAUUAAAAAAUAAUUCUCAUACAUAUUUCCAGAUGGAGUUGGAUACAAGUAACCUUUUCUCCCAGCUCCUCUUAUGCAUUUGUUCUGCAUACCUGUCUCAGUUCAGACCCAUAGAAUCAUAUCACAGAUGUGUACCAUCCAUUGCUGAUGCAGCAUCUCCGGAGAUAUAUAUAUAUAUAUAUAUAUAUAUAUAUAUAUAUAUAUAUGGCUGACUCCACUUCAGCGAAACAGCAUUCCACCAAAAGCAUGGACUACUGAACUUCUUUCCCUGGGAAACUCACCACUUGGCCACCAGGGUGAACUUUGCCCUUUUCCCCAGUGUAGGGCAAUCUCAUAGUUGGUAUAUUUAGUUAGUUAGGUGUGGGGGCAACCCCCCCCCAAUUGGGUGGGUUUAAUUUCUUUCUGUUGAGGUUUUUUCCCUGGUGGCCAAGUGGUUUGUUUCCCAGGGAAAAAAGUUCAGUAGGCUGUGCUUUCUGUGGAAUGCUGUUUCACUGAAGUGGAGUCGGCCAACUACAAUUCAAAGAAGUGUAAAUUUGAUGAGUAAAAGUAGACCCAUACACACACGCACGCGCACACUCACACACACACACACACACACACACACACACACACACA
Messenger RNA from Protopterus annectens (West African lungfish), 6734 nucleotides. RefSeq names its product gastrula zinc finger protein XlCGF57.1-like. The record is from RefSeq and is a predicted model, not a curated record. Gene Ontology annotation, biological process: regulation of DNA-templated transcription. The transcript has 4 exons. Lineage: Eukaryota; Metazoa; Chordata; Ceratodontiformes; Protopteridae. The coding region runs from base 109 to 2019 and encodes 636 amino acids.